Messenger RNA from Acanthaster planci (crown-of-thorns starfish), 3754 nucleotides. RefSeq names its product ras suppressor protein 1-like. Gene Ontology annotation, cellular component: cytoplasm. Gene Ontology annotation, molecular function: protein binding. Lineage: Eukaryota; Metazoa; Echinodermata; Asteroidea; Valvatida; Acanthasteridae. The record is from RefSeq and is a predicted model, not a curated record.
ACUUUCUGCACACACGUCAUUGGGCUGAUGCACACAACUUUAAUGUAAGGUCUCCUGAAUCUGCAAAACUGCAUUUACACGUGCCUCUCUCAACAAUGCCAACAAUUUGUACUGCUCCUAAUAUAUCACGGUCCGUGACUCCAACCUUCCCGAGACGUAUUGAGUGACACUGUAAGGAACACAUCAUUAACACUGGACCCCGCAGUUUUAUACUGCCCAGGGAGAAUGCAGGUGCAAUUUAUCAGAGCGCCCGCCAGUGUAAACUUACUGGACAGCCAGUCAUCCAGGACUGAGUGGCUGUUGGAAAACAGGAACAGCAUCCAAACGGGAAAAAAAGUGCAUUUUAGCCCAAGCAUCUGACAAUGCAGCAUGUUUGGUGAUAUGGAAAGCAAAUUUGAAUGGUGAGGACAGAAAAGUCACAGCUUUCCUGUGGAGUGGUUUGUUCUUAAAUCAACUGUUCUCGGGGUUUCUGACUGAGUGUAGCUGUUCAACGAUGUCAUCACUGAUCUGUUUCAGACCAAAACAAGUGGAAGAGGCCAGGGAACACAACAGUCCCGAUCUUGAUUUGAGUGACAGAAGCAUCAGUAAACUUGUUGACAUACCCGGAUUGUUUACUUUGAAGAAUCUAACUAGGCUCACCUUGAGCCACAACAAACUUGAUGCCGUACCUCCACACAUGAUAGAGUUGACCUCACUGGAGACCCUCAACCUCUUCAACAAUUACAUUGAGGAGCUACCCACCAACCUCAGCUCCAUGCAGAAUCUCAAGCACCUCAGCAUAGGAAUGAAUCGUCUGUAUGCCUUGCCCCGUGGGUUCGGUUCUUUCCCCAAGCUGGAGAUCCUGGAUGCAUCCUACAACAAUCUGACCGAGAACAGUCUGCCCGGAAACUUUUUCCUCCUUGAAACGCUGAGGGCUUUGUACCUUUCUGACAACGACUUUGAAAUUAUUCCUGAGGAUAUUGGUCAGCUGACCAAACUGGAAGUGCUUGCUUUGAGAGACAACCAGCUGAUAGCUCUGCCCAAAGCCAUUGGGGACCUGCCUAAACUAAAAGAGCUUCACAUCCAAGGGAACCGGCUAACUGUGCUGCCGCCAGAACUUGGUAAGCUCGACCUUUACAGUGGCAACACAGCCUUGAAGGCGGAGAACAACCCCUGGGUGCCACCCAUCGCUAGUCAGUUCCAAGUGGGCGUGUCACAUGUCUUUGAGUAUAUACGAUCAGAGACUUACAAAUUUUUGUAUGGUCGUCACGUCCAGGCUGGUGCGGCCCCUCCUCCAAAGACCAACAGCAAUGCUAAGAAGACCAGCAGGAGGGAAGUCUGGGGGAAGAAGUAGAGAAAAAGCAACUGUGCCAUCUGAAAUGAAUGCCAAGCCCUUCCAUGAAAAGUGCUUCUUUCUUCUAAAGUCUUGUGUUCAGCCGAGGAGAAGGCAAGUCCAUACAAAAGUUUUACUAUGAAGUACCCAAGGCCACCAGUAACUUCGUAGGUAGAACCUCGAGAUAACAGGUUGGCAUGUUCAGGUUUGGGCGGGUUUAAAUGAAUGCAGGGCUUUCAUUUAAUUUUUACUUUGGCUUUUUUGGGGGGGGUCACAUUGCCAGUGACCUUAUGGCCCCAAGUUGAAGUUAUUUGGCCUCAGCUCGGCUGGAUCUUUCAUGAGCCAGAAUUCCCCUUCAAGGGGCUUGGCCAUGUUCGCUAACAAUCGAGUUGGGUAUUGAAAACAUUUUUUUUAAGGCAGUCUUUUGCAGCUUGUUUUUCUGCCAUCGCUGUGGCUUAUUUUCAUUUGAGAUACAAGUAUUUUACUGAGCAGUGAGUCGCCCUCUUUGUAUCACAAAUUGGCCUUUUCACACUCGGAAGAGUUCAUAUUCCACAUUCUAAAGCCAGGGAACUAGAACCCAAGUUGAUGACUUUUGGAUACUCUGUGAUUUCAGACCAUAAAUUGCGCCAGCCAUGAUCAAUCAGUGUUCAAGUAAAACAUAAGCCAGUCACUACGGCAACAAGCUAGUGACCUUUGUUGGCACAGACCUUCUGAUAAAUAGUGCAAGAGUGAACUGUUCUUUUCUUCACUUGGACCAAACAUUCAACACGAUACGACACAGGACACUGUAGAAGAUGGGCGAAAUGGCAGCAUGCACACCUUGUAAGCAUUUUUCGUCCAAAUUUGUCUUCCCACAUUGGUCUAAUUCCUUUCUAAUUAGUGCCCCUUGGCAUUGCCCUACAAACUUUGCUUUGACCAGUGUUCACUCAACUGAUGUUGCAAAAAAUAGAAGCACCCAUUUGUCAUGGCCAACUUAUACUAAUGUUUUGAUUUCCUAACCUUAACCAACAAAACCUUGGUCAGAGAGAUCAUUGUUUUUCUUUCACUUUCCCCAGGUUCUUUGUGGUCAAAAACCAUAAAAGUUCUUGUGCUUGGAUAUUUCACUCUCAGUAUUUUAUUUUCAAUAUGUUAAUUGCCAUCCCUCAAAGUUAAAAGCAAAGCCAAGAAAUGAGAUCUGCGUUCCCCCUCACACCCAAAGAAAUGUUUAUUCUUUGGAAAGGAAGUCGCACAUUUAUCGCAGUCCAACUCAUUUGUACAUAGUAAUGCUUAUUUAUAUACCAAUAGUGAAUUAACAUUUCUCUAUUUUAGACUUUGUUGCAUAAUACUGUACAGUUUUUAUACUAAUAUAUCACAUUUGCUGGUUUUUAAAUACGUGAACACAACAUUAGGUCGAUCUUUGGAGCUCAAUACAAGUAACCUGUAAUCUGCUUUAAGUUGUGCAGUGUCAAUUCUACGUAAGAAAAUGAUGGAUUGAGUGUAAUAUAGGAAGAAGAGUUUGCUGGAAUAUAGUGUCUAAGCCCCCAAGCCAGUUUUCAACUUCACUUGAAGAACUUUAGAGUAGCAUGCUGUUAUCUCCAUUCUUGUUUAUCUCUGUAGUCUCAUGUCAGAAAUAAGUCACAAUUAGACAAAAUCUGUUUCGCUCAUUAUUUUACCAAUGUAUUGUGAAACAACACUCCAGGCCAUAUCUGGGGGAUUUUGCUUGCACAGUACGAAAUACACAGAUCUCCAUUUAAAGUGUGCAUGUAGCACAUGCAUGGCUCUCUUUGACAUUUUUGUGGUGGGGUGUUACACAACCAACAUGGUAGGCUGUCAACCGUUAGGAACUUGUAAACUGUCUGAGGUACUUCUCCCUUUUUUGUAUUUGUAAAUUAACAUGAAAAUCGUGUGUUGGUCCAUCAAGAUUAAAAAUUUGGUUAUAUUAGUUAAUUCCAUACUUGAUCCAAAUUUAAGCAUUGUUUUGAGAAUUUCUUUUGUGAAGAUGUGUUGUUUCUGAGCUUGGGAUUGUGCUGAGGAAGUUUAUCACCCACAAAGUUAUUAUAUUCAGCAACACAUACACCACUGGUAUUUAUGCCACUGUUAUUUAUCCAUUUUGUUGCUGACAGGCCAAGCUCCAGUGUCUUUUCCAGAACAGGUUGUCGACAUACAUAAGUUACAUGUACAUGUAACUUUUGUCAAUCUCAUGCCCUUCAUAAUAUAAUGUGCAUGCAACGAUUAAUGCAUUUCAUAUAUGCACUAAUAUCAAUGGAUUUUAUUUUAAUGUAGUGAAAUGGUAAAAGUGACACAACAAUCAGGGAAUUUUCCCAGUAACUCCCUUUCCCCCAAGGACCUUGAAGAUCUUCAUUAAAGUCUAUAUGAUGGUGCUUACAUUGCAUGUUAAAUUUAGCUAUAUUGUAAAGAUUAAUUUUUAUCCAUGUUGAAUAAAGACUAUUUGACAUUUAGAAA